AUGGAGGAAGAAACCUUCUCAGGACUUGGCAAUAGGACUUUGCUUUUCCAUAAGAGCUUUGUGCAAGUUCAGGGCAUAUUAGAUCAGAACAGUAUUCUGAUCAAUGAGAUAAACCAGAAUCAUGACUCCAUGAUCCCUGAUAGCCUUAGUAAGAAUGUGAGCCUCAUUAGAGAGCUCAACAACAAUGUACGUUUCAGAAAUACCUUUCUUUCAGGAUUCGAUCAACGGAGAAAGAAAGAACGCAUCGCCGCUUUCCGCUCUUUCUUCUCCAUCGAAGCCGGAGAAAAUUUUGAGAUUUUUAAGCUAUUCCUCUGUCAGAAGACUGAUCUCUGA
Phalaenopsis equestris is the source of this 333-nucleotide messenger RNA. Its product is annotated as protein ELF4-LIKE 2-like. The coding region runs from base 1 to 333 and encodes 110 amino acids. The record is from RefSeq and is a predicted model, not a curated record. Gene Ontology annotation, biological process: positive regulation of circadian rhythm; entrainment of circadian clock. The transcript has 3 exons. NCBI's taxonomy places the organism in Eukaryota, Viridiplantae, Streptophyta, Magnoliopsida, Asparagales, Orchidaceae.